Messenger RNA from Sphaerodactylus townsendi, 3530 nucleotides. It is a transcript of the gene THAP11, whose product is annotated as THAP domain containing 11. Gene Ontology annotation, cellular component: nucleoplasm. The transcript has a single exon. Lineage: Eukaryota; Metazoa; Chordata; Lepidosauria; Squamata; Sphaerodactylidae. The record is from RefSeq and is a predicted model, not a curated record. Gene Ontology annotation, molecular function: RNA polymerase II cis-regulatory region sequence-specific DNA binding. The coding region runs from base 189 to 962 and encodes 257 amino acids. Gene Ontology annotation, biological process: regulation of transcription by RNA polymerase II.
UCCGCUUCCUGUGGCGCUGUAGGGCGCAGCAACAGCGCGGCGGCGGCGAUAACGGCGGCGGCAAUAGCGGAGCUCUCGCUUUCCGUCUCGGGAGGCCUUGUGGGAUCUGUAGUCCCGCCCGCCUCGGUCCCGCCGAGGGAGGAGGAGGAGCAGCAGGCGGGGUGGGGGCGAGCGAUAAAUAACACGCCAUGCCGGGCUUCACGUGCUGCGUGCCGGGCUGCUACAACAAUUCGCACCGGGAUAAGGCGCUCCAUUUCUACACGUUCCCGAAGGAUGUGGAGCUGCGCCGCCUGUGGCUGAAGAACGUGUCGCGGGCCGGCGUGAGCGGCUGCUUCAGCACUUUCCAGCCCACCACGGGCCACCGCGUCUGCUCCGAGCACUUCCCCGGCGGGCGCAAGUCCUACCUGGUGCGCGUGCCCACCAUCUUCCCCCUCCGGGGCGUCAACGAACGCAAAGGUGCCCGCGGGGCUCGCCGCGCCCGCCACGCCCCCCAGCACACCGCGGCUGCCGCCGGCCAAGCCGCGGUGUUGCUCACCUUGCAGCAAGAGGGAGCCCUCGAGCAGGGUGGACAAGUGCCUCGAGCCGGAGGGGGACCCGAGGAUGUCAAGCCCAUCGAUCUGACCGUGCAGGUGGAGCUGGGGGGUCCCGAUGUUGCCGGGGCGAUCAGCACCCCAGUCAGGCUGGCCUUGCUGGCCGCCAAUGGACCCCUGUUGGACGGUGGGGGCCCGCCAGACCACUCAUACUCGCUGUCUUCGGGCACCACGUCCGAAGAGUUGUUGCGUAAGCUGAACGAACAGAGGGAUAUCAUUGCCCUGCUGGAGGUGAAGAUGAAGGAGAUGAAGGGCAGCAUCCGCCGCCUGCGCCUGGCCGAAGCGCAGCUCCGCGAAGAGAUCCGGGAGAAGGACCGCCUGCUGCAUGCCGCCAGCGCCACGGGGGGAGCUCGCAAGCGCCACGGUCUCUGAGGGCAUACCUGACACUUCCUCUCUCUCCAACACAUACUCGCACUCUUGUAUGCACAUGAUUGGGUUCUUGGUCUUCAGAAAAUUGCUCAUAUCUGCAGGACAGGGCAAAUAUAGACCCACCUGGAAUUGAUUUUGACUGCAAAGACAGGCCAAAGAAGCCUCUGUGGGUAAGAGGCCAUUGUGAGGACAAUUUGUGUUGCAUUGAUGUGGCAUCGCUCCUUCAGUUACAACUCUGGCCCUUUAGUCAGACUUACACUGGGGCAGGCAGCACGCCAGAUCUAAACUCUGCUCUGGCAAUGGUUUUACCUUCUGUAAAGGGAGCCUAGGCUGGUGUGUGAGCAGGCCCACACUGAACUGGACUUACACAUUUUCCUUUUACAUGUUCCUCUAAGACAGUGACCCACAUAGACUUAGCUACAAUCACAACACUUUUGAACUAAGCUGGGUACUUUUUGUGUUGCUGGAUCCCACCCUAAAGCUGUAGUCUUUGCAUUACGUGACUGUUCAGAGCAUUGAUGUCAAGACAAGCAGCUGGUCUGGUAUUCAGCGAUUCUGAUGAAACUGGUCCAUUUCAAGCAACCCUGGGAAAAUGAUGUAUCUGGUAAAGUUGAGUAGAUGAAGCACUAUGACAUCAAGCCACCAACUGUCAAAUUGUGUUUGGGGGAACAGGGAGUAAUUUCCUGGACAAGCACACCUAGGCUGUAAACCAUGUAUGCUGAAGUAAUCUAACAGAAGUUGGAAUGGUAUCUUUUGGCAUUUAUACCAGGAUUAAUCCACAGUCAAUGACUUAUGGAGUGAUGCCUUAGAAACCAUGGUUGUUGGUGCAUUCUGUUUGCCCUUCUUUACAAUAGAUAAUAGAAAAUUUGAAUGAUUUUCCCCCCUUCCCAGCAAAAAGCUGAUAUGGAGUAUGCCAUUUCUGGUGUCAGAAUUCAUUCUUACAAUUAAAGAGGGCGACUGGAGUAUGUAGUUAGUAUCCUUGAAUUGUAGUUGCUGUUCUCUCCCCACUCUGUUUCUCUUUCCCAGUGCUUGUAGACAUUAUUGUGGCUGUGCCAUAGUUGGAUAGCUCCAUGCCCUGUGUAGCAUUCAACAGUUGCUUCUUAUUUCUCUUCUGCAAAUACUUGAGUCUCCUCUUGUGUAACCAGUGCUGUACGGUAUAUUUAAUUUUCACUUGGAGUGAUCUGAGGUGUAAUCUAGCUAACAGCAAAAGAGGAAUGAAGUUAAUUUUCACUGGUGGUUGCAGAUCCUCCUGAAUUCCAAAAAAGUCCAGCAGCGACUCUGGCCUCAAAAGCCCUUCUCAGUUCUAUAAGCAUGAGUGUCUUUGUGAGAAAGAGCUUCCCGUCUGAAUGGGUAAUACCCAGCUUGCAUUUCCAUGGACAUUAUCCCUGUUAAAAAUGGGACAGAAUAAAAGGACGGUUCUACAGGCUGGUUUGGGAUUGUCAGAAAUGUGAUGGCCCUUCUCUGGCUGUUCAAUUGUGUAGUAUCAAACAGAAGCUUCUGUUUAAUGUGGUCAGUGCAGUGAUUCAUACAAGCAGUCUACCAUGAUAUUUGCUCCAUGCAAACUAUGCAGAAGUUGCCUGGAUUUUGAAUUUUCACUGAGGCAGUGAAGAACAAUUAAAAUGAAUGGCUAGAGCCUUGAUUUACCUUUCUGCUUUUAAAUUAAAAUGCAUACUUGCAUAAAAUAGGAAUUGAAUCAUAUGGUUUGAGCAUCAUGAAUUUAGUUGGAGCUAGGAGUUGCUUGGAUUGAUCGAUGUCCGGAUAGCCACCUGUCCAAUUAUUCUAUUUUUUGGCUUUUGAUGAGAUACCAGAAAUAUUUUAAUAACUGCAAGAAUGUAUUACUAAAAUUUGUUCAACAUCCACUGUGCAGCAAAGAACUUCCCUAUCCCCCCAACCAGGGUGGGAUUGUUUCUCCUAAAAUAUUAAAACAUUUCAAAUGUACAUUUCCUUACAGAUCUUAUGUAUCUCUUGCUCCUUAUGUAGAUCAUAAGACCUGUCUUAAUUGUUUCCAGCACUGACUGUGUGCUUUGUUGGGGGAUAUGGUAAUGGAACAGAAACCCUAAUCUUACUUUGGACUUCAUGGAUGCUCUGCUGUAACCACUGAAGAACUGGUCUGUUCUUUGAAAAACAUUGUGAACUGUGUCCAUUUGUUAACUUGCUAGAAUGCAAAUCAUUUUUAAUCAUUAUUUUUGGAUUUCUUAACUAACUUUUGUUGAAGCUUAGCAGCUGGGGCAGGCAGUUACCAUCCGAUCGGCUCCAGAGCAUUUGAGAUAUAGGUUGUGUUUUGUUCACAUACCUCUCAUUUUGCUCUGAUGUACAACCGUGCAGUUACUGGGCAGCACACUGGUUUUCUCACUUUGUAAAUAAGACUGCGCAUUCUAGCUGGCUGAGAGUGUUUCGAAAGUGUAUGUUGUGACAGUUGUGGUACUUUUCUACCAUCAUUCUGCACUAAAUAAUAUGUUCAGUUGCUUAGAUGGCUGGACUAGUUUAUCUGUUGGACUGUUCUAUUUUCCUGGUUAUUCUGAGGUGCUAACAAACAUGCUUAAUUUGAAUAAAGUCUAUUUUGUUUUGUUA